Messenger RNA from Cinara cedri, 2926 nucleotides. The record is from the annotation of a GenBank genome assembly. NCBI's taxonomy places the organism in Eukaryota, Metazoa, Arthropoda, Insecta, Hemiptera, Aphididae.
AUGUUGGUCAUAAAUGUCGAAAAACCUUUCUGGACGGCGGUGGCGGCGGUGUUCGCGUUGGCCGUCACGCACGUUAUGCCGGCGGAAAACGCGAGAAUAUUGGCGGUGAUGACGAUACCAGGCAAGAGCCACUGGAACUUUAUGAGUGCCGUGCUGCGGGCUCUGACGGACCGCGGACACAGCGUUACCGUGUUCACGGUGUUUCCAGACGGGAACCGCGAAAACUAUACGGAAGUGGACACUUCGACAAAAGUGUCGAAAAUCGUCGGCAUGGACCUGGCAGAAAUGCAACGGCUGUACGGCGACCCGCUGUACACGGUUCCGACAAGGAUGAAAACAUACCGAACGUUCUGUGACGGUAUUUACGACGACCGCCGGGUGACCGGUCUGUUGGCCGACGGCCUGGACGUCAAUUUCGACGCGGUCGUUAUCGAACACGGCCCGCCGUCCUGUUUGACGUACUUGACGGCCGGAACGAGACUUCCCGUCUUGAGCGCAGUGCCUUAUGCGAAGAAGUUAUUCGCGGAAUCCGGGAUGGUCGGCGACGUGCCGAACCCGGCGGCCGUGUCGUCCAUGUUCUUCCCGCACGCCGUGCCGAAAACGUUCGCGCAACGGUUCUCCAACGCCGUGCUGUCGUUUUACAUCGAAGUGUCCGCCGCGCUGUUCGAUUCACCGGUCUUUCUCGACCGGCGAAAACCGUACAACGCGUACGUCGCUACACCCCCGUCAAUAGUGUUUACCAACGGUCAUUACAUUAGCGACGCGGCCAGGCCGAUUCCGCCGAGCAUCGUCAACGUGGGCGGCAUCCAUUUGAAACCGCCGGAGAAAAUACCAAAAGUAUCGUUUGUAUCUAUUAAACCGUUUCUACACGCGUAGCGGUGUAUCUAAAAAAAUAAGAAACAAUACGCACGAGCGGAAGAAUUCCGUGACUAGAGUCGAAUUUCCCUCAUCGAACGAUUCGGUGCCUUGGCGAUAUUUAAACUUUGUUUUCUAUUUAAUGUCCUUAUGAGGAAUUGAUAUGAUAAAGAUUUCGUCGCAGUAAAUUAUUUAUUAUUAUUAUUUUUUUUUUACUAAAAUGCACGACUCUUAAUGCAUUUCAUGGACAUCUAGAGUUUUAUAAUAGUGCAUAUGAUGACUGAGAAACUUGCAGAAUAUAGACGAUACCUACGAAGUAAUCAAUCUAUCGUAAGUCAUUCGUUAUCUCGGGAAGAUUUAACCUUUCCCCGUCAAUCCAUUGACGGGAUAUUCCACUUUUGAAUUAGGGUCGUGGGAGAGUAGUAGAACAAAAAUUGUUGUGGUAGCACGGUUUAAUAUGUCUUAAAUUUUCUAUAAAACAAAUUUAGAACGAAUUGGAAACAGUCGUAAUAAUGAGUGUUUUACGAUAGAUUCAUCACUCUGUAAAUCCAUAUUAGCUAUAGAUAUGAAAUUUUUAAUCAGAUUAUAUUUGUUUUCUCAGAAUCUUAAAAAUUGGACACGUGCCAUUUCUGAACUUAGAAAUUGAUUUGCUUUGUGAAACGAUUAAUAGUUGCAAACAAAACAACAUUGUGACAGGAGUUCAGUUAAAGGUUAGGUUUCUUAUAUAGAAAUUAAUUCCGUAGAAUUUAAAGCUGUACACGAAGUCAACACGUAACACCAUUACAGAGAUUCAUGACGGUGAAUUUUUCAGACGAUUCCAACAAAAAGCCAUACAAAUACUGCAGGAAUUCGGCAAAUUCCAAUGUUGGUUCGGGAUUAAGAUUUAUUUAAGUUCCAAGAUAUUUUGGAAAUUUCAUUAUUUUUUUCGAGAAUUCGUAAAUAAAUUUUAUUGAAAUUUUGACAAAUCGUAAGAACGUUUCUACCCCUUGGAUACCCCAUAGAUAACGGAAAGUAGAAUAGAUGAAAAUUAUUGUCGUUACAGUGGUUGCUGAAAUGUAAACAAUAUAAACAUCAAAUUUCACAACAAUGGUGAAAUUUAGAAAAACAUCAUUGAUUUUUUAAUGUUGUUUUUAUCGGACGUACAUAUUUUCGUUUGCAGGAUAUGCUGGAAUUCAUAGAGGGAUCUGGGCGCGGGGCCAUUUUGUUUACGUUCGGUUCAACUGUUUUAAUGUCAUCUAUGCCAGAUCGUAUUAAAACAUUAUUUAUACAAGCACUGGCUCAACUCCCGCAGAGGGUUUUGUUGAAAUACGAAGGCAAAUUGAAAAAUAAACCCGACAACGUGAUGAUCAGAAAAUGGUUUCCUCAACGGGAUAUACUUGGUGAGGUUCAAAAUUACAAUAAUUCGGAUAGGUUGAUUGUUCACGUAGGCAAUAGCCAAACCGGAUAAACAUGCGGUUUUUUAUUUUCAUCAAUUCAAGUGCAUCCGAAAAUCAAGCUAUUCGUCAGUCACGGUGGGAUAUCCGGAGUGUACGAAGCGGUGGAUGCCGCCGUUCCCGUUUUAGGAUUUCCGUUGUUUAGUGACCAGCAUAAGAAUAUAGAAAACUUGGUCGAAGCGGGCAUGGCGAUUUCUAUGGAAUUGUCGUCCGUUAGUGAGGAUGCGUUUUUAAUAAACGUCGUGGAACUCGUCAACAACAACAAGUAAAUCGGUCGUUUGCGCCAUUUAAACUUCGAUGUGUACCAUGAUACGUUUCGUUUUAGGUACAAGAAAAACGCCGAGAUCGCUUCGAGUAUAUUCAAAGACCGUCCGAUGUCACCGCAACAGUCGGUCGUGUACUGGACCGAGUACGCGAUUCGUCACAAAGGGGCGCCGCAUUUGAAAUCGCACGCGCUCAAUUUGACGUGGUACCAAUACUUCUUGUUGGACGUGAUUGCAGUCGCGUUACUUUCAAUUUCGAUCGUAACGUACGUAAUUUAUAGAGUAUUCAAAUUUUUGUAUCAGUAUACGUGUAAGCGUUAUUACUGCGUUGUUAAAGUAAACCGUUCAGGUAGGUUAAAAAUUACUAACCGAUAA